GGUCGCACGCGCUGGGUUUGGUGAAGGAGACUCGAGCGGACGCACGAGGCAGCUGGAGUGGAUUAAGAGCGAUAUUAACAGGGAGGAGACGCGCGUGCCAUUACGCACCAGGCUGCUCCGGUGGGGGGGUGAUCGAUCCGACCGGCACAUUAUAAUAACAAUAAUAAUAACAAUAAUAAUAAUAAUUAUAAUUAAUACUGUUACUGGAGAUAUUAAUGAGAGCGGGAGCCGCAGUGUCUGACGGCCGAACUCCAGUGACCGAGCGCGGGGAAAGUUGGAGCGCAGCGGGCGGAGAGAGCCGGAGCUCCGGGAUGUGGACCGGCUGAGCAGCUGCUCAACAACCGGCGGGAAGUGUUUGUUUGAGCGCUCGUGGACCGACUUCACCGGACAAACCGUGGAUACAACGACACGCGCCGCUUCACCGGAAUAUGCGGUCCCUGAUGGACUCCGCGCUGGUCUGAGUCCACCACCGAGGGGGGUCCGGGCUCCCCGCUGACACCGUCUCCAGGGGUAUUUGCUCGCUCCACCAUGUCGGCGGCAGUUUCUCCGGUUUCCACCGAGAGAGAGCGAGAGUGAGUGAGAGACACCGGGAGAAAGCGGACCGGACCGGAGAGCGACCCUGUUCCGUCUGUAGGAUUACUACCGGACCCGACAUGAUCCUGAUCCAUAUCAUCACUGUGCUGUUUGUGCUGGAUGUGUGUGUGUGCGAGUCGGAGCUGGGCCCCCCCGGGUGGAGGGAACCUCUGGACUGUGUCCGAGCCUCUGAACUGUGCAACCAGAACAGCCAGUGCAGCUCACGGUACCGGAUCAUGCGCCAAUGCCUCUCUGGCGGGGACAAGGAGCGGAGUGCCAUGCUGGCCUCCAAGGAGUGCCAGGGGGCGCUGGAGGUGCUGCAGGACUCGCCGCUGUACGACUGCCGCUGCAAGAGGGCCAUGAAGAAGGAGCUGCAGUGUCUGCAGAACUACUGGAGCAUCCACAUGGGUCUGACUGAGGGGGAGGAGUUUUACGAGACGUCUCCCUACGAGCCGAUCCAUUUCUCUGAGGAAUUCCGACAUGCCUCCAUCAUCUCAGAUUCGUCUUUGUUGAAGAUGAGCCCCUGCUCUGAAGCGGGGAAACCCUGUAACCCCUGUCUGGAUGCAGCGAAGGCGUGCAACCUCAACGAGACGUGUAAGCGCCUGCGAUCCGCCUACAACUCCAUCUGCAGCAAGGCCACGCCCCCUCAGCCCUCCCUGGCCAAUCAGGAGCCAUGCAGCCGGAAGAGGUGUCAGAAGGCUCUGCGUCAGUUCUUCGAGCGGGUCCCGUGGGAGCUGAGCUACCCUCUGCUCUUCUGCUCGUGCCCGGACCAGGCGUGCGCCGAGCGCCGCCGCCGCACCAUCGUCCCCUCCUGCUCCCACCAGGAGAGGCACAAGCCCACCUGCCUGGAGCUGAGACGCACCUGUCGCUCCGACGCUCUCUGCAGGUCUCGGCUCGCAGAUUUCCACAUGAACUGCCAGAUGACAUCUCACACCGUCACCAGCUGCCCCCAUGACAACUACCAUGGCUGCCUCAUGUCCUACGUCGGCCUCCUUGGCUCAGAUGUGACGCCGAACUACAGCGACAGCAGCCCCUCCAAUAUCACCAUCAGCCUGUGGUGUACCUGCAGGGGCACCAGCAAUCAGGAGCCCGAGUGUGACGCUUUCCACCGGGACUUCACACACAACACCUGCCUCAAAAACGCCAUCCAGUCGUUUGGGUACGGCGCAGAGGGGGGCACUCUUCUUGUAACCGAGCCAUCGUCCACCUUCUUACCCCCUGCCCAGCCACCAAUCAUCUCCAAACCUGCUCCCUCUCUACACGGCAACGCAAUCAAACCCAUGGACAGUGCUUGUAUGUUUUCCACAUGUGCUAACCUGCAGGAUGGAGGCCAGAAGUGCGUCCCCUCUGACGAGUUCGAGUGCGAGGAGGCUCUGUUGGCCCAGGGGUCAAUAGACUCUCCGGACUCUGCAGGACCGAAGAGCAGCAGCCGGCAAUCAGCUCCUCUCCUCCGCCACCACCUCUCUGUGACUGUGUGCGUCUCCAUCCUGCCGACGUUUCUACUCCUCGUCGCAUAAAUAUGAACUUACACACGCUGCACAAACACACACAUACACACAGACACACACGUUCACACACUCACAUGUUCACACACUCACACUCAUAAAUGGCAAGACCCGGAGAAAGUCACGUGACCCGGCGCCCUCGCGGCUGCAGGAAAAUGUCAACCGACAGACGACCAAACAUCCACAACGGCCUUUGGAGAAAGUGUUCUGGAGGACGUUCAGAUUAGCCGUCUCUCUCCACCACACACACACACACACACACACACACACACACACACACGCUGCAGCAGAAUAAUGGAAGAACAAGAAGAAGCCGGACUGUGUGUUUUGUGAUGGACUACAAAGGCAGAGACAGAGAGGCUCUUGGGAUUUUGGAUCACAGCGACUUCGUUUCCAAUGCUCCGCGUCUGGAGGGUUUGCUGUGCAACUCCGGCUCUGACUCGCUCCCUCCGGCGUUUCUGGAUCCGAGACAGCCGGGCUUGAAACCGCGGCGACUUUUUGGCUCAAGCACAAAACCACACACAAACACACACCAAGAAUACACACAAAAACAACACCACACACUCAGACAGCAAACGUGAGAGAGAGAGACGACAGGCAGAUCCUUCCACGGUGUUUAUCACUCCCCUCUCUGGUGGCAAGAAAUCUAUAUGGCGUACAUACAAACACACAUGCACGCACACUGUCUCCCUCCCCUUAGAACUCGCUAGCGGGCAAACAGGGUCCCCACACGGACACAAACACUCAUGCUGUACACCAGUGUGCUUUUUGCGGGUCUUUCUCUUAAUUUUGUCGUCAACAUUAUGUACAAACUUCAUUUAAUGUGGAAAACGGAGUCUCAGUGGAAGAGUGUAUAUUUCACAUACUGUAAGUGUAUAGUUGUGUGAGCUUGUUUGUCGGGGAGUGUGUGUUUGUGCGUGGGCUGUGUGUGGAUGCUCAGUGUGCAUGUGGCAGCAAAAGAAAAGCUAGAAGGAUUUAAAUCUUAUAAGGAACAGAAUACCAAAAAUCUCAUCACUGAAGACUUAAUGUUGGCAUUUAAAUAUCACUGGGAUAUGUACAGUGUGUAAUAUAACUUUGAAAAGCAUCUGUCAGGAUUUAUGUGGUUUGGAUCGCCUUCUUUGAAGCUUCCAGAGGGUCAUUUUCAAACAUUCAUUCAAAGAGCAACUUGUAGGUUAAAUUUGUUUCCGAUUUUAUACUUAAAGGUUAUGUAUAGGAAAUGUACUUGCCAGUAGAUGUCGCACUAAAGCACCAGCAUCGCAAAACAAAUGGGUGCUACGACCAGCCAGACUCCACUGACAAAUCCAGUCAUUUUACGACGCAGAUAAUUGCAGAAACCCACCACAAACUGGUGGAAAGUGAUAUUACGUUUAAUAACGAUUAACGAUUAGACGUUUCUGGUUGUUUCUGUCCAGACUCCAUAGACAAAUACGCAAAUUUUAUGUCACAUUUCAUUGUAACUUCAUUCAUAAUGGAUGGACACAAAAUAAAAUUCUGCAAAACCGUCACUGUUAGUCUUUCCAACAAUCAACAACUCUGGUUUGGUGGAAAUAAAUCCUUAAUUCACCGAUGUAGAUGAUAAAAACAGCAGUGUCAGUAGUUUUCAAUUUUUUAAUUCCAAAUGACCACAUAAAUUCUCAUUGAGCAAAAUCUUUAAUGCUAUAAAUUUGGGGAUAUGAGGUAUUCAAUUUCUUAUAACAUUCAACUAACUUUGUCCUUUUCUUUUGCUUCCAUAAACGUGUUUAAUCUGUGUGUGUGUGUGUGUGUGUGUGUGUGUGUGUGUGUGUGUGUGUUCUUUACCUCUGGCCACUCUGUGGGGUAUUUUUUAUGUUUCAUAGAAGCUACGAGGAUGUGGAACAUGAAGGCCUGUUUGUGCUGUAAGACGGCCACCAGGUUGUUGUCUCGAGUGGGUCGUCACCUCUUACCCUCCAUCAGCUGGAAGUGAAAGAGAGAUCAGUUUCUGUGAUUAUGGUGUGGCCUUACUUUACUGUUCUUUCUUACAUACUUGAAAGAGGGAGAAUGAUGAUUAUUGCCCCGCUAGCGGUUGGUAAAAGGGUCUAUAAUGUUUAAUACUUUGGUCCAGAGGAUGAAUCCUAUUGACACAGCACCACUAUCUGGGCAAAUUUUGCUUUUUACUACCUAUCUAACUGAGAUUUAAAGAAAGUUUGUUCAACUUUAACCAUUUAGAAACAAAUACACGUGUUUAAGUGAAAGAAACAAGCAAGUAUCAUCAGCAAGAAGUAAUAAAAACAGAUCUAGUAACCAGUUAUGUAAAGAAUGGAAUAAAAGGGGUCAAAUAAAUAUUCAUAGUCCCCAGAGGAUGUAUCUCGGUCUUUUGGUUGACCUCCUCAUCAUGAAAAUAUGUUUAUUGAGAUUUAAAGGUUUGUUCAAUUUAAACCAUUUAAUAUAAGUCUCACAAAUACAAGUGUUUAUCUGAAAGAAACAAGCAAGUAUCAUCAGCAAAAAUAAAAACAAAUGAAUAUUCAGUGGUUAGUCAAUAAUGUAACAAGGAAUAAAAGGGGUCCAACAAUUGAUUCCUGUGGGCCACUCAAGGAUGAAUUAUUUAAAUUUGGGGAUUUCAUCUAGGGUCACCCAACCAUGUCUCCUAGAAAUUACAUUUCUAUAUUAUUUUGCUGCUUAUGUUGUGUUGACAACGUAAUGCCUGCAUUGAUUAUGUUCAAAGACAACAUUUUUUGACUGUCACACCAAGUUUGUGUCCAGACUUCUAAGUCUUAAGUCACUCCUGAGUUUUGAAUAAUGCUGUAGUCACUAUGAGUUGAUAGUAUUGCAAGAUUGUCCAUUUUGGUGGAAAACAAGUGAAAAAACAUUUUACUGGUAAGUUAAAUAUCAACAUUUUUGUGAUUUUCCAGGUACGUUCAACAACAUUUCCCUAUUAUGUUAAUAGAAAAACAUAAUUCAGUCGGCAUUAUGUUUCACUCAGAAAGAUUUGUUGCAUUUAUUCAUAAUUUCUAGGAGACAGUGCUGUGCCACCUUAACAUUUUCGCUCGUACACAAGAAAUGUAAAAAUGUAAUGUGACAAUUGGUAUGAAAUAUACUGAGCACAUUCAUGCACCUCAGAGGAUGAGCACUCCCUGGUCAUUCCUCAAGUGACAUAUCAACGCCAAAUUUCAACUUUGUACAAAAGUUUUUUUCAUAAUCUAAAAGGGAGACUGCCAGACCUUACAUUUUCCAUAUUUAAUUGAUUUGUCUGUAUUAUUUUUAGAGGCAUGAGAAGGUAAAUUAUUAAUAGGGACGGUGGAAAAAGUGGAAGCCCAAACAGUAUUGUAAUAAGUAAUAUAUAGGUAAAGUAAGCUUUAAUAAAGAGUCAUCAAUCAUUUGUGGUUAGCCAAACUUCAUACUUUAUUGACCAUACCAAUUAAUACUAACAAACUGAACCAUAUAUGAUUUUAUAAUAGGAUUUUUCCAACUUACAUUUCAUUAAGUAACACACCAAGAAAUCUUGUAGAUGAGACCUGAGAUUUUUUUCCAAUAAAAAGGCAAGAAUUGGGUGUAAAAUAACUUUUAUUUUUUUUGUCAAUAUCAUGAAAUUAGAUUUAAAGAAAAUUAGUUAAAUUUAAACAAUUUAUAAAUUAAAUCUAAGUCAGAAUUUGCAUUACAAAAACGUGUGUUUACGUGAAAGAAACAACUGAGUAUCAUCAGCAAAAGGUAACACAAACAAAUUAAGAUUUAGUGUCAUUAAUGUAAUGAGGAAUAAAAGGGGUCCAAUAAAUGAUCCCUGUGAGAUGCCUCAAGUAUCUCGUGCCAAAUCAGAACUCAGUGCAUUUACAGGUGUUUCUGAUUAGUAAUAUAAUUUGACAGCCAUAUAUCGGUCAGUCACCAAAGCCAUAAUGUGAUAACUUGAUCAACGGUUGGGAAAAACUGCUCUAGCGCCACCCUCAGGAUAAACUUUGCAUUUUAAAUCCCAACUACUAAAGCUAAAUUAUCAGUAUAUUCUUCUGUCCAAACCUUUAAUUCUGUUGGACGUAAGGAAUCUGGGAGCCGCUAGCGGAGCUUUACACUUUGUGAUUAUGUGGAGGGAAAGAGAAAUGAGUAGAUGAGUGAAGGAAACAGAUGGAAGUGAGGUUGUAAAUUUGCUGAUAUAUUUGUAAAGUUUAACAGCGCUACAGCAGUGUAACUGAAAUAUGUGUCUGGAGAUCUAAAUAAAAGUAACAUCUGUAACAACA
Molecule: messenger RNA, 6259 nt
Organism: Dicentrarchus labrax (European seabass)
Lineage: Eukaryota; Metazoa; Chordata; Actinopteri; Moronidae
Gene: gfra2b
Product: GDNF family receptor alpha 2b
Exons: 10
Coding region: 654-2090 (478 amino acids)
Biological process (GO): nervous system development
Cellular component (GO): signaling receptor complex; external side of plasma membrane
Molecular function (GO): signaling receptor activity
Source: RefSeq, a predicted model, not a curated record